Messenger RNA from Paracoccidioides brasiliensis Pb18, 2253 nucleotides. RefSeq lists its product as uncharacterized. The transcript is spliced from 2 exons. The record is from RefSeq and is a predicted model, not a curated record. Bases 1 to 2253 code for a protein of 750 amino acids. Gene Ontology annotation, biological process: regulation of transcription by RNA polymerase II. Gene Ontology annotation, molecular function: RNA polymerase II cis-regulatory region sequence-specific DNA binding; DNA-binding transcription factor activity, RNA polymerase II-specific.
AUGGCUUCGACGCGUCAUCCAUCGCCUUUGCGCAUCUACCAGGACACUGGCCAUCCUCCACCCGGGGCUGGCACCGGUAGUGUGACUCAGGCUCCCAACUCUUCAUCCACUUCUUCCAACAAGCCAAAUCGUCUACAACCUUCUCCCAUGCCGCUGCAGCCCAUGAGAAACGCGUCGAUUAACAAGAAUUUCUCCUUGAAUCUCCCUUCCAACGGACCAUGUCCUAUCUCUCCUGUGAAGACCCAGCGUCGCCCAAGCAUGUCAGCUUUGGGUCACCGCGAGAAGUUGGGCUUUGUCCCGAUAUCUGCACCCAAUCCCGUCGCAUUUACCACGGAUUCACCAACAAAACCUUCUAAUGGCCAGGCUUACUCCCAACGUGUCCCGCCAAUGACACAGCAACCGCUCUUCACCACCUUUUCCAGUAUUCCUACCGACCGCCAGAAUGCACCCAAGGUACAGCAUGUUCAUCAUCAUCAUCAUCACAUGAGUGGCCCACACAAUGAAAACUUUACUCCUUCCUUUCCAAAUCCUUCCUCUGCAGCCGCUGCUCCUGCCAGACGAUCAUUAAUGGAACCUGCACCGAUGAAGGAACGUCAGUCCAAGAAACCCAAGCGCGAAGAAUCGGCUUUUGUUGAAGUACCAAAUCCUACAGAUAUGCCCCUUGUUGAGGAUGAUGGCUCGAAACCCCCAUAUAGCUACGCUAUUCUUAUUGGAAUGGCCAUUCUGCGCUCACCAAACAGACGUCUUACUCUUGCCCAGAUCUACAAGUGGAUCUCAGACACCUUUGUCUUCUACCCCUGGCAUGGAACUCAGUUCCUCAAGGAUAAACCUUUGCGUCGAAACACCAUUUCUGGUAUCCCUGUGGCACAGUCUGCGCCUCGUAUGGAGCCGCGCUUUGAGUCCUCAGCGCCUGCUCAUGUCUGUCCAAUUUCUACUACGACUGCCAUAGCCACCACCGUCACUAAUACCACGGCUGCCACGUCUGCUGCGACUACCACCACUACCAACAAAUCUACAAACACCGUUGCGGUUACAUCUACGCCAGCGUUAAGCGCGACAACCACUGCUACAGCAUCUUAUGUGCCACCUUCGAACCGACAACCCUCCAAAACUGCCAAUGUAGACCUGUCUUCUGAUGCUACUCUGCCUGCUUCAGACCCUGCACUUCACGAAGACAGUGGAGAUGAAGUUGGACGCCUUGCCAUACCCCAUUCCCAUUUUCCCCACUCAUCGCCUCCCCACCCUAUUCAUUCUUCGCCUCCCAUUGCUGCUUCUAUCUACCACCGUCAGGCUACUCCUCCAACUCCAUCUCGUCCAGUCACCUCUUCAGCCGCCAUUCCCCGUUCAAGGAAGCGUAGCGCUACGGCGAUGAAUGACAGUGGCUAUUAUUCUUCACUCGAAUCUUCUGCAAUGCGUCCACACAAAGCCGGUCACAUUAUAACCUCUGAUUUGGAUAUUGAGCAACCUCGUAUCAAGCGAGGGCGCGCUGAAGAAGAAAUUGCACGCAUUCGAAGCUCGUCUCAUGAUAUCAGUCCAUUGCGUAUUGGAACGCUGAAAGAUGCUACUCAGCUGAUUGGAUCAUCACCUCUUCGACAUGAAUAUAACAAUAUGCUUCCCCCACCUAUUACUCCAGCAAUUAAGUUUAAGAAACCAGUCAAACCUCCACCUUCCCUCUCUCCUAAUACAAACCUACAGAACCAUCGCAAGAAGAUUCAACAGAUGGUGAAUUCUCCAAUCAAGCGCUAUGGCCUCACCGAUGAUGUUCUCCCCUGGAGCCCUGCAUUCAACAUCCAAGACGACGCUUUUCUGUCGAAUGAUAAUCUCACCAUACCGUUUGAUGUUUUCGCCGAGCAGCUACCAAACACCAUUUCCACCCCUACUUAUGGUUCACCAGAAAAGCGAUCCGUCAAGCGUCAGCGUGCGGACCGUCUCAAUCCAACCAGCAACUUGCUUUCAGACAUCACAGACCUUCAUGGUAAUAGUCGACUAAACACCCCACCGCCGAUGAAAGCAUCCAGGGCGAAAGGUCCCAAAUACUUCGAAUCUUCACCCAAGAAGCCCAAUACGUCACAUUAUAAUGAUAUCUCUCACGAUGACUUGUUCUCAUUCAAUCUCUUCAGUGAAGACAAUGCAGAGGUUGACGGAAUUGAUCUCCUUCAAGGCUUUACAAAAAUCGGUCACACCGAUAAAUGGUGGCAAUUCUCCCAAGCAGCUUCUUCAAAAUCAAUCAUACUUUGGAUCCAGAAGCAAUAA